AUGUCUCUCGACGACAUGAUCGCCAAGAUCAAAGUGGUUUUCUCUCGGCGUGGUGAUGCGACUGCAGCUGUGAAGAAGUACAACGACGUUCAGCUCGAUGGAAAGCCCAUGAAGAUUGAGAUUGUGGGCAACAAUCUUCAAACCGCUUCUGCCACGACUGGUAGACCCGGGACCGGGAGUAAAAACUUCAGUGUGGGGGAUCAAAUUUAUACACUGGUCAUUAUAGGAGGACAAGGGAGAGGUGGUCAACAACGUGGUACUGGUGGUCGUGGCAAGGGCCCAGCAGAGAAGAUAUCUGCUGAAGAUCUUGAUGCGGAUCUUGAUAAGUACCACGCAGCAGAUAUGGAGACUAACUGA
Brassica napus (rape) is the source of this 357-nucleotide messenger RNA. Its product is annotated as THO complex subunit 4A-like. Gene Ontology annotation, cellular component: nucleus. Bases 1 to 357 code for a protein of 118 amino acids. Gene Ontology annotation, molecular function: mRNA binding. The record is from RefSeq and is a predicted model, not a curated record. The transcript is spliced from 3 exons. Gene Ontology annotation, biological process: mRNA export from nucleus. Lineage: Eukaryota; Viridiplantae; Streptophyta; Magnoliopsida; Brassicales; Brassicaceae.